CUGUUGCACCUGGUGCCCAAAUGCAACGAUGAUAAAAUUUUAAUUGUACCACGUGUUGAUGAAUGUAUUUAAUUUUAAUUGUACAAGUUGUGGAAGUGUUACUACGCGCAUUACGCACAUUUGGAAAAGUACUUUAUUUUUCAAAAAGUAUGAGGUCAGGGAGUAUCCCUCAGGGGUUUUGGCACCGCAAAGCAUUUUGCAAAAUACACUAUAGAUACGAGUCUUUUAUAUAUAUCUGAUGCACGUCCCAAAAAGUCCACGACUUCCGUUGCUUAGGUCUCUCUCCCUCUCUCCUUCCCCAGCGCUGGCUCUGGAACAGCGCAGCCGCUCUCACGUGGUCCGCCUGGGCCCAGUAAUGCACAGGGCCCCCGAUGGCCCCGCCCCCUGCGGGUGACGUACGUGCGUUACGUGCCCGCUCUCCCCUGGUUACCAGCUGUUCUUGCUCGGGGGGGCUGAUUCCUAAAAUGGCGUGCAACUGAUUUCCGUCGCCCCCCCCUCCUCUUUCUCCUCCCCCCAACGCCGACUUCCACUCAAGAGUAUUUUUUUUGUACCUAUCUUACGUUCCAGCAGUGCGAUUGAUUCGAUGGGCGUCCACAGCCGGCAACGGGGGAAGGCGGUCAUCCAUUUGUGGCGGUAGGAGCGCCUGUUGGAGACGGAUCGUCUUCCUCCUCCGUCGUCCCCCUCCCCCGGCGGGGCUUUAAUCCUCUUCCAGUUGCGUGGAUGUGCAAGAUGGCUCGGGGCCCCGGACGGCACUGAAGACUGCAGAAGAAAAAUAUUCCUUUUUGGUUAGAAGAGAUAUGAGAAGAGAUGUGACGGGAGUGUGGCUUUCAGAUCACUGAAGCCUUUUACUGUUGCUUCAUACACUGGCAACAUGAACCGUGAAGAUAGAAAUGUACUACGAAUGAAAGAACGAGAGCGGAGAAAUCAAGGAAUUCAGCAGAAUGAAGAGACUUUCCCUGGAAAUUCCCCUCUCUUUGCUGAGCCGUAUAAAGUACAGGGGCGGACAGAGGAUAAACUUUCUAGCAGAAUCCAGAGCAUGUUGGGAAACUAUGAUGAAAUGAAAGACUUGAUAGGAGAAAGAUCUCUUCAAAAAUUCAUUGACAUACCCAAAGGGACAGUUCCAUCAACUACAGAUGAAAAAUCUGAUCAAGCUUUCUUUGCUGAGCAUAGACACAGUGCAUCUCACCAAAGCAGUAAGUGGACUCCAGUGGGUCCAGCAACUUCUGCCCCUAGUACUUCAUCGCAGUCACAAAAGAGAUCAAGUUCAGGGCUGCAGAGUAGCCAUGGCAGCAGCCAAAGACAUGGCGGUGGCAGCAGCAAUACCGGGAGUGGCAGUAGCCAGAGACAUGAUCGUGAUUCAUACAGUAGCAAUCGUAAGAGAAGUGGGCAACAUGGAUCUGAACAUUCAAAGUCCCAUUCAGUCAGUCCAGCAAAGCCACCUGCAGUUUCUUCAUCUUUAAGUUCGAGUCAUUCCAGAUCUCAAGGAAGUGACCACCAUAGUAAAGAGCGCCAUCGGUCAAAAUCUCCCCGAGACCUGGAUGCUACCUGGGACUCUCCAUCACGUGUUCAUACUUUUCCUGCUAGUGGGCAGCAUACUUCGCAAUCUUUCACUCCUGCAUUGAUGUCCAAACCCAGCUCAAUGUUACAGAAGCCCACUGCAUAUGUAAGGCCUAUGGAUGGACAGGAUCAAGCCCCUAAUGAAUCAGUAGAACCGAAAAUUCCUUCUGAGCAUUAUGGUAGCCAGUCUCAUGGUAGCAGUCUAGCAGAAAUGAAGUCUGGCAACAAAGUACUACUUUCAAAACUAAAAAUCCCAUCUCAACCGGUGGAGUCUUCUGUCUCAGGUGACACCAGCUGCGUGGAUGAAAUUUUAAAGGAAAUGACUCAUUCCUGGCCACCACCUCUGACAGCAAUUCAUACACCAUGCAAAGCUGAGCCAUCAAAAUUUCCAUUUCCAACAAAGGAAUCUCAGCAUGCUAACUACAGUGUACAAGGGCAGAAGAGGUACAAUUCAACACCAAAGUCAACCUCCACUCAUCCUCAAACAAAAUGCUCAGAAACUGACCAGACUCCUUCAGGAGUGUUGGAAGAGGACCUCAAACUUAGCAGCAGUGAAGACAGCGAUGCAGACCAGGACUUGGGGAAACAACCUGCAAGGGUUACUCCUGAAGGUAGUUCUGAGCCUUCCCAGCAAAACAAUGAGUGUAUGGAACCUCCAAGAGCUGACUCCAGCAGCCACAGUGGGUCAGAGAGUAGUUCUGGAUCUGAUUCUGAAAGUGAGAGCAGCUCCAGUGACAGUGAAGCUAAUGAACCAUCAUGUAUUUCUCCUGAGCCUGAACCACCACCUUCAAGUAAAUGGCAGUUAGACAACUGGCUGAACAAAGUGAAUUCUCACAAAGUUUCACCAGCUUCUUCUGUGGACAGUCAUAUUCCAUCAUCACAGAGCCGCAGUUAUAAAAAGGAGAGUCGAGAUCAGGGUGCCACAUAUGAGGAUCCAGGUGGAUCCAAGGAUGUAUCUGUAGCCACACCUGGGCGAGAUUCGAGGAAUGCACAGAAAGGAUCAGAAACUAGAGGUCGUCAAAAGUCACCAGCUCAAAGUGAUGGUAAUACACAGAGGAAAACAGUUGGUAAAAAACAGCCGAAGAAACCAGAGAGACCAACUGUAACUGAGGAGCCAAGGGGUGGGCUAAAAGUUGAAAGUGAGCCUGCAUCUGAUAGAGCAACUCUUAUUCCUGUAAAUCGUCCCAAAGCUGCUACGAAAGGUUCUAGAAAGCCCAGCACAAAACGAGAGUCCAAGUCCUCGACAAGAGCGACUAUUGAAAAGAAACGCAAGAUUAUCAGCAAAACACCACAGAAAUCAAAAGAGCAUGUUCAAACAGACUUGUCAUCCUCUGAUUCUGAGCAAAGUGAAACUCUACCCCCUGCUUCCCAAACUCCUAAGUACUCUGAGAAUAAUAGGACUCCUGUCCAUAAAUCCUCCAUCGACGGGGAAGACAGCUUUUUCCAACAAAGGCUUUUCUCUCCUAUGGAAGAGAAAGAACUACUUUCACCACUAAGUGAUGUUGAUGACAAAUACCGUAACAUUACUUCACUCAUUGUUAGAAUUGAUUUAAGUCUGUUAUCUAGGAAACCUGAAUCACCUCAUAAGGAAACAAAACAACCCCAAAUGGAUAAGGAGAUCUCUUUAGAUAAACGCAUGCAUGACACUCCAAAGCAAUCCGCUGAGAAAAAGUCAAACAAAGGCAAGCGAAAACACAAAAACGAUGGAGAAAUUGAGAGUUGUGAAAGCAAGAAGUCCAAAAUAGAAGAGAGGACUAAUUCUAACCACAAACCAUCUGGUAGCAGAGAGAGUUCUUCAAAACCAAUUACUGAAAGAGAAAAGAUGCCUCCGUCUUCUCCAUCUGCAAGUGUUGGACAAAAGACACCCAAACCUGAGCAUAAACAUCCAAGUCGUAAAAGAACUGCCAAUCCAACAUCCACCUCAAAGAGCAAGAAUAGUAACCCAAAGCAGACUAGUAGCAGCAGUAAUAGCAGCAAAAACAGUUCUUCCUCUUCCAAGCAUAAAAAAGCAGAUGAUAAAACAUCCUCGCGUCCAAAGGAAAGCCGAUCAUCACAAGAAAAAAAUCCAGUUAACUCCUUGAACCCUUUGCAGUCAUCGGCACCAUCAGGAGAUGGUUUGAAGUCAAGGCGGCCCAAACUCAGCUUUGAUGAUCGAUUACAUUCAGCAGAUCAUUACCUUCAGGAAGCAAAGAAACUUAAGCACAAUGCCGAUGCACUGUCUGACAGGUUUGAAAAAGCAGUGUAUUAUCUUGAUGCCGUUGUAUCUUUCAUUGAGUGUGGCAAUGCUUUAGAACGAAAUUCUCAGAAAGCCAAAUCUCCUUUCCCAAUGUAUGCUGAGACAGUAGAACUUAUCAAAUACACUAUGAAGUUAAAGAAUCAUAUGGCACCUGAUGCUACAGCAGCCGAUAAAAAGCUAGCAGUCUUGUGUCUCCGAUGCCAGUCCCUUUUAUACAUGAGGUUGUUCAAACUGAAGAAAGACAGUGCACUAAAAUAUUCCAAAACAUUGACUGAACACCUUAAGAAUUCGUAUAACAGUGCACAAGCUCAGUCACCUGGCGUAGGAAGCAAAGCAGCAGGCACACCAUCCCCAGUGUCUCCCAAGCUCUCUCCGGGUAAUACAGCAACCUAUUCCUCGGGAUCCAGUACUUCCUCCAGCAGUUCUUCUGCCUCGGUCACAAUUCCACAGAGGAUCCACCAGAUGGCAGCCAGUUACGUUCAAGUUACAUCCAAUUUCCUCUAUGCCACUGAAGUAUGGGAUCAAGCUGACCAGCUGGGCAAAGAAAACAAAGACUUUUUUGUGGAACUGGACAAAGUGAUGCAUCCAUUGGUAUUCAGCAGCAGCAGUAUGACUGAUCUGGUGCGUUACACCCGGCAGGGUUUACAUUGGCUUCGCCUGGAUGCCAACCUGUUACCAUGAGCUUGGAAAAGUUGGAUGGAAGACCUGAAAAAUCUGCCUUUUUCUAACUGUCUCAGAAUUACUUCAUGUCACUCUUUCCACUUUUUCUAAUUGUAAAUAGGCUCCUGACCUUUUACAGAACAAAAAUUAUGAUAUAUUACCAAUGAAACUAUUUUUGAACCUAGUAACAUAACUUUCUGAUAAUACAUAUAGCAAUUUUUAACAUUUCUGUUACAUUUCCGCACAGAUACCUUGGAGCUUUGGGAAUUUUUUCCUAUUACACAGGAUCAUUUCAUUUUGUUUGCAUCAGUCUCCUAAUCAUGCAAACCAUGACUCCCAUCUUUUACGUUACACUAAUCAAACAAUCACAGCUUUGAAACAAAAAACAGCUUAACUUGCAUGGAAUCUUCAAUGGGUGCAUUAUAUUUUAUAUUGAUUCUCUAUUAUGUUUAAUGUUACCAAAUAAGUUCAUAGCUAUUCUAAGGAUAACUUAAGAGUUUCACCAACCUUUAAAUACUGUUCAGUUUCUUGGCUGAAUCAGGAAUUAUCACAGGGUAUGUUUUAGAAAAAAAAUAUUAAUUGUGAGACUGUUGCAUGUUUAAAGCCAGAUCUUGUUUCUGGGUCAAAUGGUAUGACCUUAUUGGGAAAUUUACUACUUCCACUGAAGUAGAAAAUUGUGCUGCUGCUGUAUCUAUGGUACACAGUUCUGUGAACAGCAUUGACUUUUUAGCACAGUUAAUAUUGCAUAAUGAUGAAUGGAUCUAUUGUCAGUUGGACAUUAAGAUAUUAAGUGGAUUAUUUACUGCAUUCAUUUUUGAAUGUUGUGUUGGCUAACGGAAUUGUCCAAAAUGGUCUAGUGUAACAUUUGUACAGAAGGCAUGCAGUCUUGUACAGAAGAUGUACAACAUUCAUAAGGUUAUAGUAACCAUUCUGAGAUGCUAGACAAAUUUGCAUCACACCAUAGCUUCUGCUUCCAGUUAACCACUCAUCAGUUUCACUGGGAAGAUAACUAAUUCAACCUGGUGUAUAUAGACAAGAGUGCAUUGUCCCAAAAAUGAAUUGACACCUUUUCACAGUGAGAUCUAUAUUUGCCUGGAAUGAUUUUCAUUUAACUGGAUUUGUUUUUUUUAAAAGUUGGAUGUGCCACAGUAUAGAAAACAACUUUUAAAAAUGUAAUUGAAUUCCUAUGUAUUAAGUAUAAGAAAUGGAAACUCCAAGCUUACCAGUCCAACAAAUAUGCUUCAGAGUUGCACUGCUUCUUUAAAUGUCAUUGAUUAACAUAACUGCAUUUCUUUAAAACUGAAACAGUAUAGCAAUUUAUAUUUUCUGUAUGUUUUUGUCACAUUCUGUUUGGGAGUUUGAAUCUGCCACGUCAAACACACUGGGUGUGCCUUAUAGAUCUCUUAUAUUUCCCCCCUCAUUUUGUUAUACAUUUUCAGUAGAUUACAAGGUGCUACAUCAAACACUAAAUCUGUGUAAAUGAUGUAAUUUUGGAGAAAUUGUUGUUUUUCAUCUUGGAUCAUGCUGUAUUGUUGAAUGUUGAUAUAGUUUGUGACCACAUCUGCCAGAUAUCCAUGCCACUCCGAUCUUUUAAAAUGAUUACACUAGUUUGUGAACCGGAGAUUUGAUCUAUUUCUGUGAGAGUAAACAAAAACAUUUGGGGACAGGUGCAAACAUUUUUAGUAAACAUAAUGUGCAACCAGGUGAGAUAAAGUGUCCUGGAAGAAUCUAUUUUAAUGUAAUUAUUUAAAAUGUAAUGUCAGCCUGUAAGUUUUUGUUUUGAAACAUUUCUUAUCCUGCCAAUUAAAAAAAAUCAUACACUUGCCAUAAUCUAGCAUUAUGAUGGCUAGGUUGCAGUCAAUAAAUAUAUUAACUUAAAAGGCAAAAAAUAUUAUUUGGGGAGGGGUAUGUUUGUUUUACUAAAUCAGGCCAUUUUAUUUAUGUAUUUAUUUUAUUUUGAGGACAUAUUCUGAAAAUGUGUUCUGUCUGCUGCUUUAAAAUACUCUGUAAUGGAUUUCCUGCUGAAGAUCCAUUAAUGUGCUUGAAAUGAGAAGUGGCAUCAGUAUUGAGAGUGCAUGGAUGUGACAGAAUGUGAGUGAACAGCAUGAACAAGGGCUAUUAUUUUACCUUUUCCCAGAAAGAUUUAAAUUAUUCUGGAAUAUUUCCAUCCGUGUGGAAAGAUGGGCUUGAUUGUGAGAAGCUGUGCCUGAUUUAACAGUAUCUCUUUUGCAACACUAUUGAGUUAAUAGGAUGCCUCUUACAUAGGGCUUGUCAGAAGUAUAUUUUUUAAAAGAAAUGGCAACUUUAAGAUUCUUAGGGGUUCCAUAAUGGGGCUGCAAGGAACAGCUCAGCAACCAUGCUUUUCCUCGCAUCUGUUACUGCCGAAAUGCCUUUGUGUUUAUGGCACACAUUGGAGAAUUCAAACAAAUAAUAUUUUGUGUAUUUAAAAAAAAAUGAGUGCCACUUGUUAUAGCCUAAUACUUACAAAGUAAUCAGUUUUUGUAAUGUAUUCUCCUGUGUCUAUUCUGUUGAAACUGCUAAUAUAUUGACCCACAGUACGAAAUACCCUUUAAACUAUUAACUAGCAGAGUCUUCCUGUACAGUGGUAUAUGGAGAGAUCCUCAAACGUUCACUCAGCCAAAUUCCAAAAUGGUUUCAAUCUUUACCGUUGUCUUCUUGAGCUGUGUAUUUGAUGUUAAUACUGAAGAUGUGUGAUAGGUUUGUGUCUGUUAUGAUGUCUGCCAUGAAAUAUCAAGUUUUUAAAUGUAAUGUGUAUUUCUAAUUAUAAAUGUUUAUUUGAUAGAAAUAACUGACCUUAUAAUAUUUUAUAGUAUUUAUUACUGUAGAUAUCUAGGUCAUCUCGACCUUUUUAGCACAUCGUUCCCAUUUAAUGCUUCCUUAUGAUUUGUUUUAAUUUUCAGAUCUAAAGAUGAACAAAAUUCAAUUGCUCAUUAGCUGCACAGUUUGUUUAAUUUCAGACUAGAGCUACAAAUGAAUUUAUGGAAACACGUUGAGCAUUUGGGUAUAAAGUAUGAUAGAAAAUAGUUACAGUAAAUAAAAGGGAAAUGAUAACUAUGACCAUUUGAGUAUGCACCUGACUUUUGUAUCUUCCUGUAAAGACGUUAUUGAAAUCUGUUCUGAUCAGUGUUUGUACCUCACUAAAUCAUUGUUCUCAAUUUGCCUGUGGUCUUUUUGCUUUUAAUUUGGAGAGUCACUGAAAAUGAGCAUUUUCAUACAAUGUUAAGUUGAUUGUUUAAUGAUUUCUUAGUUACUGCCCUACGUUUUCCCCUCCCAGUAAAACUACCUGUCAUGAACAGGUUGUUUAUGUCAAUAGUAGAAGAAAAAAUGUAGUUACACAAUUAUUAACACUUUGAAUUGUUUUGGAGGCCCACAGCAUGUCUGCUUUAUGUGAAUUGUACACAUUCAUGGAGUGUUAAUCCUAUCAAAUAAAUGUAUUAUUAAAUAAAGGUAGUAUAAUUUAGGAUAUAUAACUUGCAAAACAUCCUUUGAUUUAAUGGGAAAUGGUCUAUUUUUCAUUGUAAUUUUCUUUUAAAUAUGCUCAAAAUAACGUGUUUACUUAUGAUUUAUAACACUUGAAAAUGUUGGAGAUGAAUAGUUAAAUCAGUAAGUGAAAGCUCUUUUAUAGCUGUGGAUGAGGUUGUUCUCUAACAUAGUGCCAUCUUUAGCAGUAUGCAGUAUCUUGGCCCUUUAGAAAGUACUGCAGAGAUUGCCUCGGAUAUGGUGAGGCAUUUGCAUUGGGAAGUAUUUGUAAGAUAAUCUGUUAAUGGCAAGUAAAGCAUUGUAUAACCUAAACUUUUGGCUUCUGUAAAGAUUAUAUAUUUUCCAUCAUAAUGGAAAAGGGUUUUUAGUAAAUCUAGAUUGUUGCAGCUCAGCUCUGUAUUUUUCAACUUUAGUCACAAGUUGCAUAUUUUUAAGUAAAAUGGGAUUCACAUAUUUACAGUGUAAAGAAAACCUCAGAUUCUUAUUAUUCUGUCAGGAAAAGUAGAUUUGCUUUGUAUAAUGCAGAUUGUUAACUUUAGUGAAUUUCCGGUGAGAUUUUUCUUUAAUAAAUUUUUCAAAUGCUGA
This is a messenger RNA of Pristis pectinata (smalltooth sawfish), 8539 nucleotides long. It is a transcript of the gene aff4, whose product is annotated as AF4/FMR2 family, member 4. Gene Ontology annotation, biological process: regulation of gene expression. The record is from RefSeq and is a predicted model, not a curated record. Gene Ontology annotation, cellular component: nucleus; super elongation complex. NCBI's taxonomy places the organism in Eukaryota, Metazoa, Chordata, Chondrichthyes, Rhinopristiformes, Pristidae. The transcript is spliced from 23 exons. Bases 872 to 4474 code for a protein of 1200 amino acids.